Acaromyces ingoldii is the source of this 2240-nucleotide messenger RNA. Its product is annotated as TPR-like protein. Gene Ontology annotation, molecular function: protein binding. Bases 21 to 2159 code for a protein of 712 amino acids. Gene Ontology annotation, biological process: cell division. The record is from RefSeq and is a predicted model, not a curated record. NCBI's taxonomy places the organism in Eukaryota, Fungi, Basidiomycota, Exobasidiomycetes, Exobasidiales, Cryptobasidiaceae. Gene Ontology annotation, cellular component: anaphase-promoting complex. The transcript is spliced from 6 exons.
CCAUCUUGAUGGUCGCUGCCAUGUCCUCGUCGUUGUCGCCACUGCAGGUCAAGAGCGACUUUCCAGACUCGAGCCCAGCCAGGGCCCGCUCGCUGCUCAGAAGAGCGGCCCGGCAGCUGUCGGAGAGGGGCCUUUCGCACGCGUCAAAGUGGGCUCUGGAGCUUCUUGUCUGCCUCCCUCAGCCGGAUGCUGUCCAGCUCAAGUCACCGCACACGGCUCAGUACUCAACGGUGAAUGGUCCUCUGGCCUCGACGCCAGCCACAAGGACCCUUGCCAGUUUUCCAACGCAGUCGACGCCGGCUUUCCCCGCCAUCGGUGGUGGCAGUGGCAGUGGCAGUCCAUCAGCAGAUGACUCUGGCCGAUUCGCGAGCUUCCGCAACGUAGCGCCUCCUUCGCCGCUGGCUAACGUCAGCUAUCCCGAGGAGGAAGAAGGGGUACCCGAUGUCAAUGUCGAUGACGAUGCGUCCAUGUCGGCACACGUUCAUUUUGCCACGUCCGCUUCAGCGUCAGUCUCAGCGUCCCAGUCUGCCUCGGUAGUGGCUGGGUUGGGGGAGCUCGACGAAGAAGAGGAGGAAGACGUAUUCAUGCUGGCCAAAUCACUCUUUGAUCAUCAACAGUGGGAGCGGUGCGCGACCAUGCUCGAGGGCCACAGGGUCAAAGGCGUGAAGGCCCUCUUCCUCGGCUUGUAUGCUCGGUACCUUGCGCUGGACAAGAAGAUGGAAGAGGACCGCACUCCGGCGGCCAAACGGAAGGGGAAGGUGCCGAGAAUGGGGCACGAGAUUCUCGACAUUCUUCGGCAACUCAUUGAUCCUCACGACCCUUACCUCCUCUUUUUGAAAGGUGUGAUUUUCCGCAAGCUUGGCCGGCGCAUUGAAGCGAUGGACUGCCUGCUUCGGAGCGUUGAGGCGAUGCCAUAUAACUGGAGCGCCUGGCUCGAACUCAGCGCGACGUUGGAAGGUGGUCUAGCUGAACUGGAGGAAAUUGGGCCCCUACUUCCAGACUCAUUCAUGACAUCAUUCUUUUGCGACCACUUUGGGAGAAGCAGCGCGGCUCGCCCCCCGAACGACUGCCUCCAGCGCAUCGACUGCUUGCUCGAGUCGUUCCCAGACUUACCCUACCUUCUCAUCUGUCGCGCUCACAAUCUCUACCUCGUCCAAGACCUUGAAGGGGCCGAAGAGGCAUACGAAGCAGCUAGAGCCAUCGACCCGUAUCGUCUCGAUGGUAUGGCCGACUACUCGAAUUGCCUCUUUGUGCAAAACAAGGAAGACAAGCUUGCCCAUCUGACACACUUACUGGCCAAGGCCGGCAUCGACGACGCUGAAGUGUGCUGUGCCGUAGGCAAUUAUCACACGCUGCGAGGCGACAAUCUGCGUGCUCUGGAAGCUUUCAAGCGUGCAGUCAGGCUCGAUCCCACUUGCUCAUCGGCCUGGAUCCUGCUGGGUCAUGCAUACAUCGAGACGAGAAAUAGCAUGGCUGCAGCAGAGAUGUACCGGCGCGCACUUGAGAUCAAUCCCAGGGACGUAAGGGCUUGGACGGGACUUGCAAACACCUACGAACUCAAUUCGGCCUUUUCGCACGCCCUAAAUCACCACAAGAAGGCUGCCUCGAUCAAUCCUUAUGACCACCGUUUCUGGAACUCGAUGGCAAAUUGCUAUGAGCGCAUGGGGCAGACGAGCAACGCCAUCGAGUGCUACAAGCGGAUCCUGUCCAUCGACUACGCGGACCUUUGGGCCCAGGUGCACGUCAUGGAGGCCAUUGCGCGCCUCGUGGAAGAAGAGGAAGCAGAACAGAGCCGAGGCAUCGGCGCAGAUGAGCAGGCAGGAGCGCUGUGGCACCGACGAAUCGUUGAAUUACUCGAGAGAGCAAGGUCCUUGGGCGAGGAGGAGAUCGACGUUGGACCUCGGGCAAACAGCUACAUCAUUGCAGCUUCUCUGGAGAUUCAGUUGGCUGGCAUCAUGUUGCAUGAAACUGCGGUCGAAUCGGCCUCUGCCAGCCUGGGAGCACCAUUUGCAGCCAAGCAGGCAACAGCUGCAGCAGGCAGCGGCGGAAACAUCAGCCUGGCUAUUGAUUACCUCCAGCGCGUUGUCGCUUCCGGCAGUGUUCGUGCCCCGGACGCCGAAGAGAUUCUCAAGAGACUCGAUUCGCUAGGAUACCAAUGAUACUGUCGAACUUUUCUCAUUUUUCUGACCCCCCAUUGUGUAUUAACAAGUUACCAUUAUUACGCCCAUGCAUCAGAGACC